UUGAGAAUUUUUUUUUUCUGUUAUUAUUGCUUUUUUGUAUUAGUUCUGGAUUGUGUUCGAUUGAAAUUUUGAGAUGGAUUAAAAUAAUGAAAGUGAAUCUGGAUUGGAGCGAGAGCUAGAGGCCUAGGAGUCAUGUGCUUGAUGUUUUUUUUUUUUUUUUUUGAAAUUUCCGCUUUUCAUGGCGUCGUGGUGUUGCUUUAAAAUAUUCAUUUUAUUAACUUAUCGUGACGUGAUUGUUCUCCUAUUGCACGUUGUUGCUUAGUGGGAUAGAUGCACUAUGUGAAUCUUCUUUGGAAAUUUCUGUGUUAUGAUUACUCUUUAUCUAAUAUGAUGAGGUGGAUAUAUGUAUUAUACGUGUUAUUAUAUAUGUAAGUGUAUAAGAGGUUGAGUUUUGUGGAGGUAUAGUGGAGUUUGUUGCUUUUUGGUUUGGCUUGGUUUUGCUUGCGGAUCCGGAUUUGCUUGUAAAUUGAAAGUCAAGGUGGGUGUGGUUGGUUGAUGUUAACUGCCUUUUUUGUUUACCUGUGUUGAUUGAUAUUUAGUUUCGAAGAUUGAACGUUGAAUUAAGUCGUUUGAAAUGCAUUGUCUAAAAGACAAAUAGCUCCUCUUUAAGCCUAUAACUCAUUUCAGUGGAUGGUGUAAGUUACUUGUAAAUGCUUUUUGAGUCUCUGUGAUUGUCACUAAUUUGAUGAUGUCCUGUUGGUUUGCUGUGAUUCAAUAUGAUCCAGACUUUGGUGCUUGGUUUUGGUCAAUAUCGAUCUGUUUACUGGAAAUUUGAGCUUAGAUUUUAAUAAAAGGUGUUGUUGAUUUUGCACUUUGCUUCUGGAUGGAUGCAAAUUGCAAAAUCUGCAGCAGGAUUUGUGAGCAAUUUAUAAUGUUCUGAGUCUUAAGAUGGCAUGAGCUUUAUUUUUAACACUUUUAUUGGCUUAUUGUAAGGAAUUUUGAACAUAGUGCUUUGGUGAUUUUGCAAAACUUCUUUUUCCUCAAACUAUGGUAAUUUUAUUUUCUGUGUAGAGAAUUGCUUGGAUUCUGCUUCCAAUAUGAUGGGUUGACUUUUCUAGAGAUAGAUCACUGAAUUGGACCAUCAGGUCAUUUCAAGAACCAUCAGAAUCAUGAUGUCCAUAAGAUGGUUGUGAUUUAGAAUCGACCUGAUUUUUAUGCUAGCUUCUCUUGCACGUGCAAAGAGUGAUAGUGCAGUGCUGUAUGCUAGUGUGGGUUCAACUCUUACAAGAUUCCAUGCAACUAUUAGGUGUAAAUUGCAAUGUCUGCUUCCUAUCCUUAGCGCUUCAGAAAACUAUUCUGACAUAGGCUGCCUAUAUUCAUUUCAUAAUUUAGUACUCAGAAUUGCAGCUUAGUAGCUAUCACCUGAAUGACCUGAUCUAUUUCAUGCAGCUGUUUUUCUUAUUUACUGGUGCUGAUUUGACUUGAUAAUGAGAACAAGCAAGUAGCUUUUAUCUUUUAUUCAUAAAUUCUAAGUGGGAUUGAAUCCAUGUGGUUAGUUCAGUUCCAUAAGAAAAGAACCUUUCAUAUGCAAUAGCAAAAGAGUCCAUGGCUACUAAAUCUUGAUAUUCAAAGAUUUGUCUAGGAAAUGGCAAAGGGAACUAAAGGAAGACAUGGGAUCACCUCACAACAAUGCAGGUCUACUCCAUAUCCCUUGCCUUCUCAGAAGAAAUGUUCCAAACAUUCUCAGAAGAAAGACUGGGAAGAUGUAACAUGUUCAGUAUGCAUGGAAUAUCCCCACAAUGCUGUCCUCCUCCUCUGUUCCUCUCAUGACAAAGGCUGCCGUCCUUACAUGUGUGGGACCAGCUACCGCUAUUCGAAUUGCCUUGACCAGUACCGGAAAGCUUACACUAAAGACACACCAGCACAUGAAACUCAACCUCUUCAUGGUUUAUCCAUUAGUGCAGCCAUACCCCCAUUUUCUACUCAACCUACUGAGAAAUGUGAGAUUGCAAAACUUGCAUGCCCACUUUGUCGCGGUCAGGUGAAAGGUUGGACUGUGGUUGAAACUGCGCGUGAAUUUCUGAAUGCUAAGAAACGUAGCUGUAUGCAGGAUGGCUGCUCCUUUGUUGGAAACUAUAGGGAAACACGCAAACAUGUUAGGGCAGUGCACCCUGCUGCUAGGCCACGCGAAGUAGACCCUCUUCUUGAACAGAAGUGGAGACGGCUUGAGGGGGAGCGAGAGAGGGAUGAUGUGAUCAGCACAAUAACGUCAUCAAUGCCAGGGGCAAUGGUUUUUGGUGAUUAUGUCAUAGAAGGAGGACACUAUGGGUUUUAUUCCGAAGAUGAGGAUGGAUUCGAGGCAGAUGUUAUGGAACAUCAUAGCAGCGAAGGUUUUAGAGUGGGAGUUGAUGGCAAUUUGAUGAAUGUCUUACUUCUUCUGCAGGCAUUUGGUUCUGCUGGUAAUCAUGGCUCCGACAGGGACAUAAGGCAGCAGUACAACAGUGACCCAAACAACGUUUUGGAUGAAGGCGCUGUUGGAAUUGAUCACAACCUUCCGGUGGUCAGUUACGAUUGCUCUAGUGAAGAUAGUGAUCAUAUUGCUGAUGGCCAUGACAAUGGUACAUCACUAGUUGGGCGUGCCCGCCAUCAAGGUUUGGGGGAUACUGGUAGGAGACGUAGGCGUAGACAAGCAAAUGGAGGUCAACGAUAGGGGUAUUGCUAUUGACGGAGGUUCAAAAUUGGAAAUGGACAGAUGGAAAUGUUUAGGGUGUUAAUUUAGUUUAAGGGAUGCAUAGGUAUUCUAACAUGAUAAUCUGCUAGGCACUGAUGUUCGAUACUUAUGGUGGGCCAAGAUCAAGGGUGUCGGGGGACCUUCAAGAAAGUUGAUUCUUUUGUAAUUGUUGUUUGUAUCUUCCUAAUUCUCUGUGACUGACCGGUGGCAUUCACACUCAAUGUGAUUUAUCUUGUAUAUUCACACUCAAUUCUCUUUUUCUUUAAUCCAUUCCUGUAAUUGUUGGGCAUAUAUAGGUGUGUUGCAGACAUUUGAGCUUCAAUAUGUUGCCUUAAAUUGUUGUUUUAAAGGCAUUGAAUGCUUGAUUAAGAUGUUAUGAAAA
Molecule: messenger RNA, 3053 nt
Organism: Ipomoea triloba (trilobed morning glory)
Lineage: Eukaryota; Viridiplantae; Streptophyta; Magnoliopsida; Solanales; Convolvulaceae
Exons: 3
Coding region: 1586-2650 (354 amino acids)
Source: RefSeq, a predicted model, not a curated record